AUGGCGACCAAGGUGGGCGGCUGUGGCUACGUGGCGCCUUCAGCGGCAGGCGGCGGCGCAUCCAAAGUGGUGCACGUGGCGGGCGGCGGCGGCGCACCCAAGGUGGCGGGCGGAGGCGGCGUAGCGGCGCCUCCAGCAGCAGGCGGCGGCACAUCCAAAGUGGCACGCGUGGCGGGCGGCGGCGUCGUGGUGCCUUCAGCAGCACGUGUGGUGGGCAGUUGUGGCGCACCCUCAGUGGUGGGCUGUGCACGGCCAGUUUGCACCGCAUCAACCCCCGUGAACCUCACGACAGUUGGCGGCGGCGGCGUGGAUGUCAAGUCGGCCUCGUCGCUCUCCCAGUGGCUGGGUGUGGUAUUGUCGGUGGUGCCGGAGGUGGUGUUCAGGAUCUGCAGUGGCACUGCAUGUGAUCCGCCACCUGGUGGUCUGCCGGACUAG
Messenger RNA from Bacillus rossius redtenbacheri, 435 nucleotides. Its product is annotated as circumsporozoite protein-like. NCBI's taxonomy places the organism in Eukaryota, Metazoa, Arthropoda, Insecta, Phasmatodea, Bacillidae. The coding region runs from base 1 to 435 and encodes 144 amino acids. The transcript has 3 exons. The record is from RefSeq and is a predicted model, not a curated record.